CUUGCCCCGACGUUUCGAAUGAUGUCUAUUGCAUCUCCGACAGCGUCCGCUCUUUGUACGCAAGCUAUAUAGAACCAUAGGUCGCCUCUUCAAUGACUACAGUUCACUUGCGGUGGUCCCGUCUGAUACAGGAUCGAGACGCGUUAUGGCUCCUGUUCUUGAACUUGGAUCUAUCCUCAAUGAGACGUUAGGUGCCAUCGUUAUAGGUGGCUUCGUCAACUCCAUUCUAUAUGGGAUUUUAGUUCUGCAGACUUAUAUUUUCCUCCUGCAAAUGCGAAAGGACAAACUCCUUCUACGACUCUCUGUUUGGACUCUCUUCAUCAUGAACACGCUUCAUCUGAUCUGCAUAAUACAUGCGCUCUACUUCUACACAGUCACAAACUUCGCGGACUUCUCUGUGCUAUUAUCCAUUAUUCCCUGGAGUGGCCCGAUGGUAAUCCUACUCACGACAACAACAGCAGUGCUUGUACAGGCCUGGUUUAUAUUCCGCGUCUGGAAGCUAAGCGACGGGAAUACUCUGCUUGUCGCCAGCCUGAUCAUCGGCUGUGUUAUAGUCCUCGGUUGGACCGACUUCACAGGUGUCGCCACUGCACUUAGUGUUAAAUUGUUCCAACUCAGCACGUUUAUUGGAUUCGCUAAUGUCGGCUGGCUCUUCUUCUUUGCACUCGGAACCAACAUCGUCGAGGACCUCGUCAUUGCGAUCGCGUUGUGCUUCUACAUCCAUCGGAUGAGGUCGCACAUCCUUCGGUAUGUCUCUUUCCACGUACUCAUACCUCCUAUCCUUGCCGAGUCAAUACUCAGGUCGUCGUCGGUCGUGAAUAUUUUGAUGGUGUACAUGGUGAACACGGGUCUCUUAACAAGCCUCCUCUGCGUUGCAAUCGUGAUCACCCGAGCGUGUUGGCCAGACACGUUCAUCUUCUUCGGCUUGUCCCUCCCCCUUAGUAACCUCUACUCGAACGCGCUUCUUGGCUCCUUGAACGCGCGAGACUGGUUCCAGAACAGUUUCCAGAAGGCGGCUCAGGCAAUCACAAUCCGGUUGGCCAACUCGAGCGAGGGAAGCGAGGUCGCCACUCCGUCGCUGCCGACAACGACUGCUGCCGUCCCGCAGCUGAGCGGUUCGUGCGGCAGUGAAUCAGCUUGAGCACCUCGAGGCCAGCGCCUGGUCGAGGACCCAUGCCAUGUAGACCCAGUCGCACGAGCCAUAAAGCGUGGCAGAUAUCUAUGGUGGCAUGUAAAGAUACAAUUUGAGGACAAUGUACUGUACUACUCUACGCGACAAGACGAAGGGUAUCGGCGGGAUAACUAACCAACUAACCAACUAACUAACCAACUAACUAACUACUACUACUACUAAUACUACUAGGAGGAGGCGGAAAGGAUUGGACGAGAGGUCAUCGCGGUCGUUACCGGUGAGUAUUACGCAUGGAGAAGGAGUGUGAGUGAUAGUGGAAAAUGAUGGUGCGAUGUAAAGUUGCGAUGUCGAUGUACACGUGAAUAGAGAAUUACACUUGAUGUAUGCCUCGUUCGUCUCAACUCAACGACGCGCAAUACGCUUGCGCUCGCGUCCCUCCUCCUCAACGUCCAUGGCUUCCGGGGACUGCGACAUGUUCUGGUCCUGGCUUUCGCGCGGCGUGUUCAGCGUCCCGGCACGGGACGUUCGCACCCGUCGUCUCGGUGCUGCGCCGGACGGAGGCGGUGUGGACGGGCCCGUGGACUCUGCCACCAUAACAGCAUGCCUACGUUUCGUGCCAGUUGACUCGGGAACAGAGGGGGGUGUCAUCGUUGCGAAAUUUAACUCUGGCGGCGGGGGGAUGAUGGCAACCGUUGUAUCACCGGCACUUGGUAGGAGUGUAGCAGACAAAGGAGCGGCGGGGGAGACCAUAGAUUCCUUCGGGUUCGCGUUGGUCACCGAAAAAAGGCGCGAUCUUGAUGAACGAUGGACUAGGGAUUGUGGCUGGAGGGAGCGAUAUGUGGAUGUCGGGGACGGUGGGGUCGAUGCAGGGCGCGCAAGUGCGGAGGUGGACGUGAGUAGAGACGGUGUCAAAGGGGUCAUCGGUGCAGAGGAUACCUGAAGCAAUACCCAUAAGUGAUAGAGAACACCAGAAAAAAGCUCAAUACUCACAUUAUUGUCCCUCGAUCUGGCGGACGCGGCAGCUGUCUUCAGCACGUUCAGGGUGCUAGACGGCGCCUUGUUUGAGGCGGAUGCAAGGUUUCGCUCCCGCUCUCGCUCACGAUCCUUCUCUUCGUCUUCAUCUUCUUCCUCCUCCCUGGAUUUAAUGGCAUCCAAUCUCGCUUCGAUGUAGUCCAUAAUCCGACCAAUGGUCAUGCUGCUGCCGGUCGGAUCGCUUGACUCGUCUGCAGAGACCCCUUGUUGGAUCAUCAUCAGCAGGUCUUGGCAUGCCGCCGCAUAUCCCGCGUUGUAUGCGCGUUUAGAAGUCCUUCGUGAGGACUUGUAAAGCGUGGUGAUACUGAGCGCGGCCGCUGCAGCGUGGAGUCAGAACAGGGCGAAAUACCGCAGAAGUACAAAACUUACCUCUAAACUUGUCUGCAAGAUCUUUCUCAGCAUUGGCCAAGUUCGACGUCGGCAGUGAGUUGACAAGAUUAUUAAGGUUCAGCGAUUCCAUGCUGGUUGUGGUCGUCGACGGCGGUGAGGUGCGAGCCCCAUAAGCGCUC
This is a messenger RNA of Phanerochaete carnosa HHB-10118-sp, 2673 nucleotides long. RefSeq lists its product as uncharacterized. The transcript is spliced from 16 exons. The record is from RefSeq and is a predicted model, not a curated record. The coding region runs from base 146 to 1141 and encodes 331 amino acids. Lineage: Eukaryota; Fungi; Basidiomycota; Agaricomycetes; Polyporales; Phanerochaetaceae.